Eucalyptus grandis is the source of this 1240-nucleotide messenger RNA. RefSeq lists its product as uncharacterized. The record is from RefSeq and is a predicted model, not a curated record. The transcript has 3 exons. NCBI's taxonomy places the organism in Eukaryota, Viridiplantae, Streptophyta, Magnoliopsida, Myrtales, Myrtaceae. The coding region runs from base 339 to 974 and encodes 211 amino acids.
GACAAUGAUUCUGUUCCUCCUUUCUUUUUCCUGGUCAACAAGGCCAUCGUAAAGAGCACAGGAAAAAGAGCGCACCUAAAUCAUCAGUCCUCCGACUCGACUUCUCUCCCUCCUUUUUGACCCCCGUCUCUGUCUGUCUCUCUCUCUCUCUCUCUGUGGGGGCGGAUCCAGUUGUUCCCUCCUCUCUCUGUAUAUAGCCCACCAUCUUGAAUGAUCAAUCAGCCUUGCCCUGUUCUUUUCUAGAGGCAACGACGUUGGAGGAAAUGUCUCGCGUCUCGCCACGGGCGAGGGCUUGAAGGUGUGAGAAGAAGGAAGUCGAGACAGAGUGCCCUAAGGACAUGGCUCAGCAGAGAGAGGGAUGGCCCCUGGGGUUGCAGCCGGUGAACGUGAGGGUCGGGUUGGGGAGGAACGGCAGGGAGAACUCGACCGGUUCCAUAUCUUUCAACACUCUGCUCACCGGCUCUCCCACUUCUUCCACAGACUCUUCAUCAGAUUUAGACACCGAGUCCACGGGAUCGUUCUUCCACGAUAGGAGCAUCACCCUCGGGAGCCUGAUAGGCGCUUCGACCAUGUUGGAGCUCUCUCGGAGAUCGACGAGGAUCCGAAAACCAGAGGCCGUCAAGAACAAGAAAAGCUCCAGGCCCAGAAUCUGGUUCUUCUCCCUCUGCUCGGGGGUGAGUACCGACGUGGAGAACAUGGACAAUGCCGCCACCGCCGCCGCUCAGUCGCUCGGCCAUUUCCUCGCGGUGGAGAGGAAAGCCGCCGACGAAUGCAGGAGGACCGGCGGCCAGAGCCCGAUCAUGUACGGGCCCGACGAGAUCGUCAUAGCGCAGCGCGAGAGCGGGGCGUCGAACUCGCUGUUCGUCGACGGCCGCGUCGCCCCGCCUAGACCGGCAAGCCCGGGAGCGGAGGAGGGCGAUGGGUAUGGAGUGUCCCUGAUUCUUUGCUGUGCGUGCGGGAACGGCUCUCGCUGAAGGGUCUCUUGACCUUGGUGAAUGGAAUUUGUCCGGGGGGAUCUUUUUCUAUGCCGCUAGGCCUUGUUGAUAGUUUUUUUUUAACUUCUCUUGCUUUUCACUUUUACUGUUCUUUUUCCCCCACCAACGCACCGAAAGUAGAAACAGACCAGAAUUGCUCGUGAGAGCUUAUGAAGAUUCACUUUGUUUCGAUCCUUGUAGAGUGAGAAAAAAAAUGGGGAAAUUUUAUGAUGCGUUCGAAGGUAAAUGGCCCCGCCGGCUUUGCA